Messenger RNA from Salvelinus fontinalis (brook trout), 5537 nucleotides. RefSeq names its product nociceptin receptor-like. NCBI's taxonomy places the organism in Eukaryota, Metazoa, Chordata, Actinopteri, Salmoniformes, Salmonidae. The record is from RefSeq and is a predicted model, not a curated record. The transcript has 4 exons. Gene Ontology annotation, biological process: sensory perception of pain; neuropeptide signaling pathway. The coding region runs from base 936 to 2057 and encodes 373 amino acids. Gene Ontology annotation, cellular component: neuron projection; membrane. Gene Ontology annotation, molecular function: neuropeptide binding; nociceptin receptor activity.
ACGCAAGAGGAGGGUAAUGGAGGGAAGAAGAAAAGAGAGAGGAACGCAAGAGGAGGGUAAUGGAGGGAAGAAGAAAAGAGAGAGGAACGCAAGAGGAGGGUAAUGGAGGGAAGAAGAAAAGAGAGAGGAACGCAAGAGGAGGGUAAUGGAGGGAAGAAGAAAAGAGAGAGGAACGCAAGAGGAGGGUAAUGGAGGGAAGAGGAGAAGAGAGAGGAACGCAAGAAGAGGGUAAUGGAGGGAAGAAGAGAAGAGAGAGGAACGCAAGAGGAGGGUAUCGAGGGAAGAUGAGAAGAGAGAGGAACGCAAGAGGAGGGUAUCGAGGGAAGAUGAGAAGAGAGAGGAACGCAAGAGGAGGAUAAUGGAGGGAAGAGGAGAAGAGAGAGGAACGCAAGAGGAGGGUAUCGAGGGAAGAUGAGAAGAGAGAGGAACGCAAGAGGAGGGUAAUGGAGGGAAGAAGAGAAGAGAGAGGAAUGCAAGAGGAGGGUAUCGAGGGAAGAUGAGAAGAGAGAGGGACGCAAGAGGAGGGUAUCGAGGGAAGAUGAGAAGAGAGAGGAAGAUAGAAACAGAGUGAAGACGCGGAGAACUAUAUCUCCUCGCCUGAGAAAUGAACUGAUAACGAAAGAACCGGAGGAACCAGCUAGAUUAGACCACUCCUCCUCAUCCCUUUAUAGUUCGUCUGUUGUUAUUAAGGGGGGAAAUGUUUUCUCUCUUCCUCGACCUACACCAACGGAAAUCUGUACCGCUGGCAACUAUGGAAUACAGGACAACCAGAGACUGAGAUACCUAAACAUAGGAACGCAGGCAACAAACCAAAACCCCCCCAAAAAACAACUUUAUCGGAACCGUUUGGGAAUGCACAAGGGGACUGCGCUAGGAGGACUCAUACCAGACCGUUGUAAUAGCAUCGUGAAUAACCGUAAGGUGUUGUAUGCUACAUGAGACUCAUUGUCAUGGAGUUCGUAAACGACUCGUUGGUCGGUGGAUCAGACCUGGACCUGAGAGCCUUCCACUUCUACAACGACUCUCUGCUCUUCCAGAACAACUUCAGCGGUGGGUUCAACGAGACCGACGCCUUCCUGCCUGCCGGUGUCAAGAUCACCAUCGUUGUAGUCUACAUGAUGGUCUGCGUGGUGGGGCUGAUGGGUAACUGUCUGGUCAUGUACGUCAUCAUUAGGUACACUAAGAUGAAGACAGCCACCAACAUCUACAUAUUUAACCUGGCCCUGGCUGACUCCUUGGUUCUCGCUACCUUACCAUUCCAGGGAACAGACUUGUUCCUGGGUUUCUGGCCGUUCGGUAACGCCCUCUGCAAGGCCGUGGUCUCCAUCGACUACUACAACAUGUUCACCAGCACCUUUACACUAACCGUGAUGAGCAUGGAUCGCUACGUGGCCGUGUGCCAUCCGGUCAAGGCCCUGGACAUGAGGACGCCCCACAAGGCCAAGGUGGUCAACAUCUGUGUGUGGGUCCUGGCAUCGGCGAUAGGGGUACCGGCCAUGGUGUUGGGUGAUGUGGAGGUUGAACAUAACAGUGUAGAGUGUAUCGUAGUCCUCCCGGACCCUCGUAGCUACUGGGACCCGGUGUUCGGCACCUGCGUCUUCCUCUUCUCCUUCCUCAUCCCGGUGGCCAUCAUCAGUGUCUGCUACAGCCUGAUGGUGAAGCGCCUUCGCAGCGUCCGCAUCCUGUCCGGCUCCAAGGAGAAGGACCGUAACCUGCGCCGCAUCACUCGCAUGGUCCUGGUUGUCGUGGCAGCCUUCGUGGUCUGCUGGACCCCCGUCCAGAUCAUGGCUCUGGCCCAGUCGUUGGGCUUCAACCUGAGUAGCCUCCUCACCAUGGCCCUGAUGCACUUCUGUAUCGCGCUGGGCUACGUCAACAGCAGUCUUAACCCAGUUCUCUACGCCUUCCUGGACGAGAACUUCAAGAGGUGCUUCAGGGAGUUCUGCCACCCGGGUCCGUUCCGCCUGGACAGCCGGCAGCAGUCGGGUCGGAUGAGGAGCAUCGCCCGCGAGGUGGCCUACAAUUGCAAGACGGCGGACGGGAAUACAAACCCUGCAUGACUAGGCGUGGAGCUGCCCCUGGUCUGCCAGGAGCCCCAGAACAACCACCACCAAGGGACAGGGAACUCCAACACGGAGCUCACCCAGAUCACUACCCUCUAGCAGCACGUCGGCCCAGGGACAGGCCGAGGAAGAGGACCGGAGGUGGCCCAAGGGAGGGGCAGGGACACUGUCCGAAUGGCCUGGUUGGGGCCGGAUCUAGGCCAGAGCUGUUUGGAGGCCGAACAGCAGGGUCAGGUAGUCUAACGGACCUUCUACUAGGGACUAAGGGGCUUCUCUGUGUCUUUACUAAACAUGGAUGUUAUUUAAAUCGAUGUCAUGUUGUCUUUAUUUAGUUGUGUUAAUCAUUUUCAGGUCGAUUACGUUCAGAGUUUAGGUCUGUGUGCGUCAAGGACCAUUUCCGCGAAUGUCAACAGUUUUUGCUCACGCUUAUCUCAACUCUGAUUGGUUGAUUAAUGAUGUUGUCGUUGUCAUUUUUUCUCUGUGUUGUAUAGAUGUUUUUUUUGUCUGUUUCUACGCUGUAGGUAAUUACUUUAACUGGAUGUUAUUCGUUUAUUUCUGUUUUAUUUUGUUCCAGAGAAACAAUUUGUCUGAUUCCAUGGCCUUAAAUACCAAACGAAGUCUGUAUAAAUACUAUCCACUAUCCUGGAUAAAGUGUGUCAGUCCUCGAUGGUGCUGUACUGUACGUUUCCUUGUUUGUUUUGUAUCACCUUGCAGGAGUUGUGUAGCAACGGGCAACACAUCACAACAGCUUGUUGAAGCCUUUAUUGUUCAUUGUUACGAUGAAAUAAUUGCAGAUGAUGAUGCUGCCUGAUGUUCCGCGUGUGAAUAUUUCUGAUUGUCGUCCUGUAAAAAUGAAGCAAAUCUAUUUUGUACUAUAAUUUGUUUGAAUCCAGGCUGUUUCACAACAGGCUGUGAUUGGGAGUCCCACAGGGCGGCGCACAAUUGGCCCAGCGUCGUCCGGGUUUGGGAGGUGUAGGCCGUCAUUGUAAAUAAGAAUUUGUUCUUAACUGACUUGCCUAGUUAAAUAAAGGUUAAAUAAAAUAAAAUAAAUAAUUACCCUGGAUACAUAACAUGGUGUUACCGUGGAUACAUAACAUGGUGUUACCCUGGAUACAUAACAUGGUGUUACCCUGGAUACAUAACAUGGUGUUACCCUGGAUACAUAACAUGGUGUUACCCUGGAUACAUAACAUGGUGUUACCCUGGAUACAUAACAUGGUGUUACCCUGGAUACAUAACAUGGUGUUACCCUGGAUACAUAACAUGGUUUUCCUCUAUAUACAGCGCCUUCAGGAAGUAGUCACACCCCUUUACUUUUUCCACAUUUUGUUGUGUUACAGCCUGAAUUUAAAAAUUUUAUUGAGAUUGUUUUGUCACUGGCCUCACACACACACAAUACCCCAUAGUGUCAAAGUGGGAUUGGGUAUUUUGAAUUAAGAAAAAACUGUAUUAAAAAUGAAAAGCUGAAACAUCAAUAAGUAUUCAACCCUUGUGUAAUGUGCUCAAAAAGGAACAUAAUAAAUUGCAAGGACUCACUCUGUGUGCAGUAAUAGUGUUGAACAGGAUUUUUUAAGGACUUCCUCAUCUCUGUACCUCACACAUACAAUUAUCUGUAAGGUCCCUCAGUCGAAGCAGUGAAUUUCAUACACAGAUUCAACCACAAAGACCAGGGAGGUUUUCCAAAGCAUCGCGAAGACGGGCACCUAUUGGUAGAAAUAUAAUACUCCUUUGAGCAUGGUGAAGUUAUUAACACUUUGGGUGGUGUAUCAACACACCCAGUUCACUACAAAGAUACGGGCGUACUCCCUAACGCAGUUGCUGGAGAGGAAGGAAACCACUCAGGGAUUUUACCAUGAGGCCAAUGGUGACUUUAAAACAGUUACAGAGUUUAAUGGCUGUGAUAGGAGAAAACUAAGGAUGGAUAAACAACAUUGUAGUUACUCCACAACACUAACCUAAAUGACAGAGUGAAGAAAAGGAAGUCUGUACAGAAUAAAACAUUCCAAAACAUGCAUCUUGUUUGCAACAAAGCACUAAAGUAAUACUGCAGAAGAUGUGGCAAAGCAAAUCACUUUUUGUCCUUAAUACAAAAUGUUAUAUUUGGGGCAAGUCCAAUAGAUGACAUUACUGAGUAACACUCUCCAUAUUUUCAAGCAUAGUGGUGGCUGCACCAUGUUCUGGGUAUGCUUGUCAUCAUUAAGGACUGGGGAGUUUUUCAGGAUAAAAAAUAAAUGGGUUGGAGUUAAGCACAGGCAAAAUCCUAGAGGAAAACCUGGUUCAGUCUGCUUUUCAACAAUCAAUUUUAGUCUCUUUUUGUAACACAAUGACAUGUGGACAAAGUCAAGGGGUGUGAAUAUGUUUUGGAUGCACUGUAUAUAUAACAUGGUGUUACUCUGUAUAUAUAACACGGUGUUACUCUGUAUAUAUAACACGGUGUUACUCUGUAUAUAUAACGUGGUGUUACUCUGUAUAUAUAGACAUGCUAUAUAAAAGUAUGUAAAAGUAUUGUUCCAAUCAUCUAUCGAAGACACUUAUAAAACUUGUGUAUGUCUUUAGUAGUCAUGUUAUUGGUGUAUAUUUACCACAUAGUCUGUACUUGUGUUGUUAUCUCUGCGUGUACAGGGAGUAUCUUUCCAAGGGUUACAACAUUCCGGUAGCUUUACCAAAAUUCCCAGGUUUUUUGGAAAAUCCUGGUUGAGUAUUCCGGGAAUCUUCUCACCAGGUUUUUCUAGAAUACCAGGGAUUUCAGGGAAAGUUACUGGAAUUUUUGCAACCCUAGUCUUUCCAUUAGUUUACAUGUCCAGACCACUUGAAUGUCAACAGCAUAUAAUGAAAAAUCCAAAAUCUUGCAAAAUAAUUAUUGGCAUUAUUAUUAAAAGAGCAAAACAGGGUUUUUGCAUAAAUGGUUGUUGCCGUAAUGAAGAUUGUAACAGUAUGUUUACUCGUGAACUGCAUUUUUCGUAGCUAUUUAUUCUUAUUACUUUGUGAUUCAUUUGCUGAUGAUGAACUCAGUUUAUAUGCUAGACCUAUUUUUGUUGAUGCUAACGACAUUUUAUAUGCUAGUCAGCUUGUUUUUUUAUUCUAAAGACAGUUUAUAUGCUAGCCAGCUUGUUGUUGAUGCUAAAGACAGUUUAUAUGCUAGCCAGCUUGUUUUUUAUGCUAAAGACAGUUUAUAUGCUAGCCAGCUUGUUGUUGAUGCUAAAUACAGUUUAUAUGCUAGCCUGCUUGUUGUUGAUUCUAAAGACAGUUUAUAUGGUAAUCAGCUUGUUUUUUAUGCUAAAGACAGUUUAUAUGCUAACCAGCUUGUUGUUGAUGCUAAAGACAGUGUAUGUCCUAGCCAGCUUGUUGUUGAUGCUAAAGACAGUUUAUACGCUAGCCAGCUUGUUGUUGAUGCUAAAGAACAUUUGCAGAAGCUUGAAUUUAAAAAUGUUACAUUUGUAUCUGCAUAUGAAUAAAAUGGUUGUGAUGGGAAGUAUA